AUGAGGCUUUUUUCGGUAUUCUCGUUAUUCACACAAACAUUGGCCCUUUCUAUAGUUAAUAGAGAUGGAAAGGGUUCAGCCUGGGAUUAUGAAAACAAGAAGAUUCAUGGUGUCAACUUGGGCGGCUGGUUUUUGCUUGAACCUUACAUAACGCCAUCUUUGUUCAAGGCUUUUGAGCCUGAAGAGAUACCUGUUGAUGACUACCAUUACCACAAGACACUUGGCAAAGAGGAGGCCAAAAGAAGAUUGGAACACCACUGGGAUACUUGGUACACCGAAGAAGAGUUCAAGAAGAUGGCCGACGCUGGUAUCAAUACCGUGAGGAUCCCCAUUGGAUACUGGGCAUACGGGCUUUUACCUGAUGACCCAUACGUCCAAGGGCAAGACUUCUACUUGGAGAGAGCGCUUGGAUGGGCCCGUAAGUACGGAAUUGUUGCCUGGAUUGAUUUGCACGGUGCUCCGGGCUCGCAGAAUGGAGGAACCAGUUCUGGUUUGAGAGGCUCGUUCAACUCUUUGGAGGAAUUGCACGAGUCAAUUGGUUACCAGUCAGACGAGAACAUUUCCCUUACACUUACUGUUCUCCAAAAGAUAUUCAACAAGUACGGUGCUCCUGAGUUUGAAGAUGUCGUCAGUGGGAUUGGUUUCUUGAACGAGCCUCUUGGCCUUGCUUCCAACAUGGACUUGCUCAAGGACUUCUAUAAGUGGGCUUAUGGAAACAUGCGGUCUGUUUCCAGCAACAAUGUCAUCAUAAGCGAUGCUUUUAUUGAAGAAGAUGGCUACUGGGAUGAUUUCAUGACCGUGGACCAAGGGUACUGGAAAGUCGUGUUGGACCACCACCACUACCAAUGGCAUACACCAGAGGAGCUCAACAUGAACGUUGAUGAGCAUGUUCGUACCGCUUGCAACUUUGGUAUAAAACACACAAGAGAGUACCAUUGGAACGUUAUUGGCGAAUGGUCUGCUGCCAUGACUGACUGUACUCCAUGGUUAAAUGGUGUGGGAAGAGGCGCACGUUACACCGGUGAUUACCAGAACUCUCCUCCAUUUGGAUCUUGUGAACCAUACCAAAGCCUCGAAAAUUGGACAGAAGAGUACAAGAAAGAUGUCAGGAAGUUCAUCGAGGGCCAAAUGGAUGCAUACUCGACCGCCAGUGGCUGGAUUUUCUGGAACUGGAAGUGUGAAGACGCCGCUGAAUGGGAUAUGUCGAAGUUGAUUGAGCUUGGAUUGUUUCCCCAGCCUUUCGACGACAGACAAUACCCAGACCAGUGUGGAUAUUGA
Molecule: messenger RNA, 1278 nt
Organism: Candidozyma haemuli
Lineage: Eukaryota; Fungi; Ascomycota; Pichiomycetes; Serinales; Metschnikowiaceae
Exons: 1
Coding region: 1-1278 (425 amino acids)
Biological process (GO): glucan catabolic process
Cellular component (GO): cell surface; extracellular region
Molecular function (GO): glucan exo-1,3-beta-glucosidase activity
Source: RefSeq, a predicted model, not a curated record